Molecule: messenger RNA, 1144 nt
Organism: Seminavis robusta
Lineage: Eukaryota; Bacillariophyta; Bacillariophyceae; Naviculales; Naviculaceae
Source: the annotation of a GenBank genome assembly
AUUUAUGGAAACGGAGACGAGCCAGGAGGCAUAUGAAUUUUUAUUAUUUAGCCCAAAUUCGGGGUCCUCUCACAUCUCGCAACAGCCGCCCCAAGUAGACUAGCCAGCAAGAGGCACUGUAGUUUCGCUGAUACGUGUAUCCUGCAUCCCUUCAGGUAUUGAAGGAUCAUUCAACAGCAAACAUGGCAAUGGUUAAAACGAACUGGGACAAAAGCAAAGUUGGAGAGCCUCUACCGAAAAAGAAGUCUUGGCUCUCCUCCUUUGGCUGUCUCUUUGGAGCAAGUAGAAGUAAGGAAUCCAAAGCUCCCCAUGGCAGCAGCAGCAGCAACGACGCUGCAUUCCCGAAAGAAGACGAAGUAGACACGUCGCAUGUGUCGUCCGCCUACUGGGAUGAUACUUCGGUUGCCACAAGUCGUACAUCCUUUUCCACCAUGACAAUGGCAAUCGAUGACACCACGAUCAAUGGGUGCAUGAGAUCGGAGCUGGCCGAGUUGGCCGCAUCCAAUGAAGGCUAUUACGAAUACCCCUUGACCGGUACGCAGUGGUUAGAGCCCACUGCCAAGGUCAUGGGCCAACCAGCGUAUAUCGCCAGAAAGGAAAAACCCAAAAAGGGUGAAAUUAUUCCCGUUGUGAAGGAUUAUGCUUUUGGUUUCGGACGAUAUGGAUACGGUCACUAUCAUUUGAUGACACAAGAUUCCUGGAAGGCACUUUCCAAAUCAUACAAGGGCAAGAAUUCACAGGUUCGCAGGAUAUUGAAACAACGAUCAAAAAGUGCAUAUCGCAAUGAUUCCACUCCCAAUCAAAUCAAAUUUGCCAACAAGGCCCAAAGGUUGCAUAUGAGAAGCACUGCAGCAAAAAGGGCUGGGUAUGGAAUGGGUUCGAGUCUUGGUGCUGCCGCCUGUGCAAUGUAACUGCAUGAUGGUCGACAUGUGCAAUUGUACAUGUAUUGAAACCAGUCCUUCGGUACGCACAAGUACUUGUAGGGCAAGACAACUAUGUAUAACUACAUCUAUUCCAUUGGGGUCGCUCACGAAGUUUGGGGGUCACUACUGAAGGAGCCCAGGGAUGAGUUACCAUUGAUUGUACUUUAAAACACGCUGCGUUGAUCCUUGAGUCUUCCGGUAGUACCAAGGCACCAGAAGAU